Messenger RNA from Myzus persicae (green peach aphid), 1236 nucleotides. Its product is annotated as RNA-binding protein 8A-like. Lineage: Eukaryota; Metazoa; Arthropoda; Insecta; Hemiptera; Aphididae. Gene Ontology annotation, molecular function: mRNA binding. Gene Ontology annotation, cellular component: nucleus; cytoplasm; exon-exon junction complex. The transcript has 5 exons. Gene Ontology annotation, biological process: RNA splicing. The record is from RefSeq and is a predicted model, not a curated record. Bases 178 to 675 code for a protein of 165 amino acids.
AUAAUUAUAUCAUGGUGUAAUCAGUAAUCACUAAUCAAUAUUCAAUAAUCAUAAUUCAUAGCUUCAACGACUUGUAAAUUUUAAUUUGUGUUUGUUUAACGUGAGUACUAUACGACAACACGUUUAAUUGAACUUAAAUAUUUCAGUGAAAGUUAUCAGAAGUAGGUACGUUUUAUAAUGGCUGACGUUUUAGACCUAAACGCUGAAGAGUUUGUUGAAGAAGAUGAUGAGGGAGUUUCUAAGCUUAAAGAAAAAGCUAGAAGAAGAAAAGGACGUGGUUUUGAAGAAAAAUCUAAAAGAGACAAUAUAAAAGAUGAAGUCAUGGAAUUUGAUUCAGUCGAUCAAGCUGAUGACGAUGGACCUGGACCUCAAAGAUCGGUUGAAGGCUGGAUAUUGUUUAUUUCUUCAUUACAUGAAGAAGCACAAGAAGAUGAUUUGCAUGAUAAAUUUGCUGAGUUUGGAAAAAUUAAAAACUUGCAUUUAAAUUUGGACCGUAGAACUGGUUUUUUAAAAGGUUAUGCAUUAGUUGAAUAUGAAUCAUACAAGGAAGCUUUUCGAGCACGUGAAGGACUGAAUAAUACAGACAUUUUGGGACAGCAAAUUAGUGUGGACUGGUGCUUUGUAAAAGGACCAAAAAGGAUUAAAAAAUCAAGACGCCGAAUGACUAAUUAUUAAUGAGUAUUAAAAUUUCAGAUGUAUGAACAAAAUUACGAUAAAACUAAGUUAUUUUUUAAUAAUUAUUUACUAUAAAUGGUACUUUUUUAAGUACCUACUUAAAAAAAUAAAUAAAAAUGUAUGUACUAAUUUUAAUGAUGAUUCAUACUUUGAUUAGUGCUAGUUAGGGAUAUUUUACUACUGGAUAUGGUAUUGCAUAAUAUGAUGUUGUAUUCUGUCAUUGUUAACAAAGAAUGUUAGAAGUUACAACAUUUUAAUUGAUAAUUUGAUGACAUCCUGAAGGUUUAUUUUUACUUUGGCCCUAGUAUUUUAUUUGUAAAAUGUCAAAAGAAGAAACUGAAAAUAGUCUUGCGCUUUGGUACUAUGCGCUCUGGUUUAUACAGUGAAAUUAAUUUAUAUUAACUAAUAGCUAGGUAAUAACUAAUAACUGUUAUUAAAAGGAUGUCGAUUGUCGGUGCUGUAUUUGUUUUUCUCUAACUUACGGUCAACAUGACAAAUUUGUGUUCAUUAGAUUGAAUAGACCUGUUAUCAAAUUUCCAGUAAAAAACUACUUGUAUGAAC